AGCCUUUGAAGAAACCAAAAAAGAAAAAACAGCAAUAUUAUCGGACUAUAUAAACCCCAUAACUCUCAAACCCUCAUUCACACCACUUCACUUGAACCAAGAACACAGCUCUCACUCUCAAGAGUCUCAACAAUCAAAAUUAUAAUUUUUCCUCUUUUUUUAGAAAAAAAAAGGGAAAAAAAUUCGCCUGUUUUGUUGCCCUUUUCCUGACAAAACUGCAGCAAACAUGUUGAAGAAAAAUCUGACUGUAAUGAUCCUUGCGGCGUUUGUGGUGAGCUGCCUGAGCUCGUCGAGAUUCGACGAGCUUUAUCAGCCCAGCUGGGCCAUGGACCAUUUUACCUACGAAGGAGAGGUUCUAAGGAUGAAACUCGACAAUUCCUCUGGUGCUGGGUUUUCGUCAAAGAGCAAGUAUAUGUUUGGGAAAGUCACUGUUCAGAUCAAGCUCGUGGAGGGUGACUCUGCUGGCACUGUCACUGCCUUCUAUAUGUCGUCCAAUGGCCCGUACCACAACGAGUUCGAUUUUGAAUUCCUGGGGAACACCACAGGGGAACCUUACCUCGUCCAGACUAAUGUGUUCGUUAAUGGAGCUGGCAACAGGGAACAGAGGCUCAAGCUCUGGUUCGAUCCCACCAAGGAUUUCCACUCAUAUUCCCUUCUAUGGAAUCAGCGCCAAGUUGUAUUCUUGGUCGACGAGACGCCCGUUCGAGUCCACACCAAUUUGGAACACAAGGGCAUACCUUUCCCCAAGGACCAGGCCAUGGGAGUCUACAGCUCUAUUUGGAAUGCGGACGAUUGGGCCACGCAAGGUGGGCUGGUCAAGACCAAUUGGGCCCAUGCGCCUUUCGUGGCCUCGUACAAAGGCUUCGAGAUCGACAGCUGCGAAUGUCCCGACUCAGUGGCUGCAGCCGACAAUGUGAAGCAGUGCAGUGGUGGUGGGGCCCACCGGUUCUGGUGGGACGAGCCGAACGUGUCGGAGCUGAGCCUUCACCAGAGCCACCAGCUGAUGUGGGUUCGGGAAAAUCAAAUGGUUUAUGACUACUGCUCAGAUGAGGCUAGGUUCUCGGAAGUCCCUGUUGAGUGCGAGCAUCACCGGCAUUAGGGGUGUUUCGGUCAUUUUGUAAAAAA
Molecule: messenger RNA, 1125 nt
Organism: Striga asiatica
Lineage: Eukaryota; Viridiplantae; Streptophyta; Magnoliopsida; Lamiales; Orobanchaceae
Source: the annotation of a GenBank genome assembly